AUUAAAUAAUCAAAAACAAAAAAUAUUUCCCCCUCAUAGCCAUUAUUGGCCUUCAUCCUGCUCAAUCAUCUUCCCGUUCUUUUCUUCUGGGCGUUCAAUAUUCAUUUUCCCGCUAAUUAUAUGCUCCUGGAAGACAACGCGGGAAGACAACGCCAGAAGGAUUAGGGGUUUAAUUUUACCUGAAAGCUCUGCCCAUAUUUUCCCAUCAGCUUCAUUGACAGGAUAAUCUAGGUUUUCCAAUGGAUGGCGUGAACAUAGCUACUGCAAUCUCCAUUUUCACCUUUCGUCGGAUAGCCCACUUCUUGCAAACUCUUCCCAUGUAUGAUAUAGAGCUAACUCCGAUUUUGCAGAUCCAUCUGAGUACAGACAAUUGAUUGGAUCCCUGAUGUAUCUAGUUAACACUAGACCAGAUAUAUGCUAUGCAGUGAAUGCUCUCAGCCAGUUCAUGAGCAUGCCUAAACAUGUUCAUCUUGUUGCAGCUAAACACAUCCUAAGAUACUUGCGAGACACAGUUGGUUAUGGGUUGAAGUAUCCACUUAACACUCCAAUAACCCUGGAAGGUUACUCAGAUGCAGAUUGGGCAGGAAGUGUCAAGGACAGGAAAAACACUUUUGGCAUUUGUUUUAGCUUAGGAUCCGCAGUGAUCUCUUGGGCUUGCAGAAAACAGUCCUCAAUAGCACUAAGUACACCCGAAGUUGAGUACAUUGCAGCAAGUAUUGCUUCUAGAGAAGCGGUGUGGCUUCGUAAGCUCCUCUCUGAGUUGUUUGGACAACCUUGGGAAUCUACAGUUAUUCAUUGCGAUAAUCAAAGUUGUAUAAAGAUGUAUGUCAAUCCAGUGUUUCAUGACAGGUCAAAACAUGUGAAGACUCAUUAUCACUUCAUUCGAGAUAUGGUGCAAAGAGGCGACAUUCAGCUGAAGUAUGUCAGUAUUGAUGAUCAGAUGGCAGAUAUUCUUACCAAGGCUCUGUCGAGAGUGAAGUUUAUGUACUUCAGAGACAAACUUGGUGUUGUGGAAAAUGAAACAUUGGUUGAGAAGGAGUCUCAACCUCAGUGAUACAUUGUGUUGUAUCAACCACCCUUUGCAGGCAAUGCAAGGUGGUAUUCUUCUCAAGGAGAAGAGCAAAUGUAACCAUCCGUUGCGGGUAAUGUAAGAUGGUAGAAAAUAUCCUCUCCACCCUCUACGAGCAAUGUAAGGUGGAUCCAUUCUAUGCUUGUGUGCAAGAUGGAAGACUACAACAUUUUGAUUAUGUAAUCCAUUCUUUGCUUGUGUGCAAGAUGGAAGAUUAUGAUAUUCUGAUUAUGUAAUUAUUUCCUCCCUAGUUAAGAAGGAGUGUUGAUUGUAACUAGGUAGGAUGCGGAUUCCAAUUGCCUUAAGGCAACAUUGGACCUUCUCUCCCCUCUCACAUGCCACUCUAAGGGAAAUGUGUUCCCUCUAAUAGGGCCGACCCUAUAACCCAAAAGACAUCACACAAAAGGGGAUAAAAUAAAUAAAAGAAUUGGCGCCAAGCCAACCUCAAAUAGGUCCCUUGCCACAUAUAAAUGAAGAACUUGACCUCAUUAAACACAUGACAUCUUCCCUCACAAAUGCGAAUUAACUCUGAAGUUUAAGUGAAUUUAGUCAGUUAUUUGUUGUGCAUGAAUGCGAACUACAUCUUCUGCCAAGGUGUAAACAUUAGGUGUGGAUAUCUCCAUUGAAAGGGGCAAACUGUUGUCAAGAACAAGGUGUCAAAAGUGUAGACCAGGUUGCUGGUUGAUGAAGACAAAAGUGCAGAUCUGAGGUGCAGACCUGAUACUGAUUAGCCAUCUACAUCAGCCCUAAGUGUGGUCAUAUCAGACCUCCUAAAGAGAUAAGUGUUGUAAUCAAAAUAUUGUGUAUAACUCAUAAUCAGAUCUGAGGAUCUCUUCUUGCUGGGUUUUUCCUCCUAGGAGGUUUUCCCAGGGUGAU
Cryptomeria japonica (Japanese cedar) is the source of this 1945-nucleotide messenger RNA. Its product is annotated as secreted RxLR effector protein 161. The transcript has 2 exons. The record is from RefSeq and is a predicted model, not a curated record. Lineage: Eukaryota; Viridiplantae; Streptophyta; Pinopsida; Cupressales; Cupressaceae. The coding region runs from base 386 to 1054 and encodes 222 amino acids.